UCUGUUUCCCCGCCCUCAGCAGCCCUCCCUCUUCUGCCUGGCACCAGGAGGCUGUUUUUCCAUUCUUUGGCUAGAAAGUUCCACGCCGCUGUUUCUUUCUCUCUUUUUCUGGAGUUAAAUUUGUCUGCAGAUGCCUGUACUUCAUCUGUAGGCGCCUCGAGUUAAGUUUGUUUGUAACUGGGCCCCAGAGCUCUGUGGCUUUCAACCGAGCCCCUGGCACAAAAACAAAGCUGUCAGCGGAACACCGCGGAGGCCACUUCGCCUGCCCUGAGCUUGGGAGAGCAUUUCCAGUGUCUGUGGAGCCCACACUGCUGUCACUCCAUCAGGAAGCCAAGGCCACGGGCUUGCAAGCAGCCCUAGGAGGCACCUGUUCAGUCACUGCAGGAGAUAAAAUGGCGUAGCCAUGCUCCACCAUCGGAUGUUCUCCUGCCUGGGCUCCUUGCUAGUCUCACCAGAAGCCAUCCAUUCUGCCCUCUUCUGCCUCCUCCUGCACAUCCCAUCCCUGACCCGCCAGUCACCAUGGCGGCCUUGAUUGCAGAGAACUUCCGCUUCCUGUCUCUCUUCUUCAAGAGCAAGGAUGUUAUGAUUUUCAAUGGGCUGGUGGCCCUGGGCACGGUGGGCAGUCAGGAGCUGUUCUCAGUGGUGGCCUUCCACUGUCCCUGCUCACCCGCCCGGAACUACCUGUAUGGGCUGACGGCGAUCGGCGUGCCUGCGCUGGCUCUCUUCCUUAUCGGAGUCAUCCUCAACAACCACACUUGGAACCUGGUCGCCGAGUGCCAGUACCGGAGGGCCAAGAACUGCUCCGCUGCCCCCAACUUCCUCCUCCUGAGCUCUAUCCUGGGCCGUGCAGCUGUAGCCCCAGUCACCUGGUCUGUCAUCUCCCUGCUUCGAGGGGAGGCCUACGUCUGUGCUCUUAGUGAGUUUGUGGACCCCUCCUCGCUCAAGGCUGGGGAUGAAGCCUUCCCUCCAGCCCACGCCACGGAGAUCCUAGCCAGGUUCCCUUGUGGAGAGGGCCCUGCCAACCUAUCGGGCUUCCGAGAAGAGGUCAGCCGAAGGCUCAAGUAUGAGUCGCAGCUCUUUGGAUGGCUGCUCAUCGGUGUGGUGGCCAUCCUGGUGUUCCUGACCAAGUGCCUCAAGCAUUACUGCUCGCCACUCAGCUAUCGCCAGGAGGCCUACUGGGCACAGUACCGCACCAACGAGGACCAGCUGUUCCAGCGCACGGCCGAGGUGCAUUCGAGGGUGCUGGCCGCCAACAACGUGCGCCGCUUCUUUGGCUUUGUGGCUCUCAACAAGGAUGAUGAAGAGCUGGUCACCAAGUUCCCAGUGGAAGGCACACAGCCACGGCCACAGUGGAACGCUAUCACUGGGGUCUAUUUGUACCGAGAGAACCAGGGUCUCCCACUCUACAGCCGCCUACACAAGUGGGCCCAGGGCCUAACCGGUAAUGGCGCAGCCCCUGACAAUAUAGAGAUGGCCCUGCUCACUGCCUAAGAGCCUGCUUCUUUGCUCUGUUCAUGGAAUUACUUAGUCACAGACUAACUCCUCAUGGCGCGCACACUUCAGCAUCAGGUGAACUUUUCUGUUAACUAGUGUCAGAUAUGGGCACAAAACAACUAGCAGUUUGUAAAGAUCUGGUGGACCACAUGGUUCACAGAAAUUGAAGUGGGGUGGGGGUGGGGGUGGGG
Molecule: messenger RNA, 1685 nt
Organism: Apodemus sylvaticus (European woodmouse)
Lineage: Eukaryota; Metazoa; Chordata; Mammalia; Rodentia; Muridae
Gene: Calhm2
Product: calcium homeostasis modulator family member 2
Exons: 3
Coding region: 520-1491 (323 amino acids)
Molecular function (GO): monoatomic cation channel activity
Source: RefSeq, a predicted model, not a curated record